Molecule: messenger RNA, 942 nt
Organism: Ochotona princeps (American pika)
Lineage: Eukaryota; Metazoa; Chordata; Mammalia; Lagomorpha; Ochotonidae
Gene: SAT1
Product: spermidine/spermine N1-acetyltransferase 1
Exons: 6
Coding region: 69-584 (171 amino acids)
Cellular component (GO): cytosol
Molecular function (GO): N-acetyltransferase activity
Source: RefSeq, a predicted model, not a curated record
AACCACCUCCUCCUACUGUUCAAGUACAGGGGCCUGGUCCGCAAAGGGAAGAAGAGCAAAAGACGAAAAUGGCUAAAUUCGUGAUCCGUCCGGCCACCGCCGGCGACUGCAGUGACAUCCUGCGGUUAAUCAAGGAGCUGGCUAAAUAUGAAUAUAUGGAAGACCAAGUAUUAUUAACUGAAAAAGAUCUGCUAGAGGAUGGUUUCGGAGAGCACCCAUUCUACCACUGCCUGGUUGCUGAAGUGCCUAAGGAGCAGCGGACAGCGGAAGGACACACCAUUGUUGGUUUUGCCAUGUACUAUUUUACGUAUGACCCCUGGAUUGGCAAGUUACUGUAUCUUGAAGACUUCUUCGUGAUGAGUGAUUAUAGAGGUUUUGGUAUAGGAUCAGAAAUUCUGAAGAAUCUAAGCCAGGUCGCAAUCAAGUGCCGCUGUAGCAGCAUGCACUUCUUGGUGGCAGAAUGGAAUGAACCAUCUAUCAGCUUCUACAAGAGAAGAGGUGCUUCUGAUCUGUCCACUGAAGAGGGGUGGAGGCUCUUCAAGAUUGACAAGGAGUACUUGAUCAAAAUGGCAGCAGAGGAGUGAGGAAUGCUGGUGUAAAUGAUGACAACUUCCAUUCUAUUUUAGAAUAAAUUCUCAACUUCUCUUGCUUUCUAUCCUGUUUGUAGUAAAAUAAUAGAAUGAGCACCCAUUCCAAAGCUUUAUUACCAGUGGCGUUGUUGCAUGUUUCAAAUGCAAUCUGUUGAAAAUGGCAGUCUCAUAUACAAUUUGGAGUCAAAUUUCUCCUUGAACAACUUUUGAUAAACAGCAAGGUGGUAUGAUCAUAAUAUAUAUGGAAAACUUCAUUCUUGUGAGUCAUUUAAAUGUGUACAAUGUACACACUGGUACUUAGAGUUUCUGUUUUGGUUCUUUUUUAAUAAACUACUCUCAUUUAAUUGGUUGA